AAAGAAUAUUCACAACAUAACACAUAAAAAACGUUAUUUAUUUUAAAUUAAUCCCAUCGACUUUAUUUUGAAUUUGACAUUAAGAAUAAAUCCAGAUUUGAUCGCAACAAUUUGGCAUUUACCUCACUUCCCGUUUUGAUGACGUCAUCCACCAUCGACCCCACAUACCGCAUACAGGAUUCAGGGAUAUCUGCAUGCCUGGUGGAUAAUAAAUACAUUAGUUUCUUUAUAAAAACGAGGCUUCAACAAGUUCACACUUACACUCACCUCAUUUUCAGUUAUUGCAUAUACCGAGGUGAAAUCGGCUUUUUAUUAACCGAAAGAGCUUUUUUUGCGACGACAGUUGGCGCUAACAUUAGCUAGCUUGCUAACGUUUUUUUACGUACUUUAACCAACUGCACGAAAAAAACAAUGAAGCGUACGGGCAGGAGACGGAGCUCUGUGUGGGACUGUUUUGAACAAGUGGGGAACUUUGUCCGCUGCAUGAAAUGUGACGCCACAUUGAAGUACUGCGGUGGAGCCACCAGCUCCAUGAUGAACCACAUGAGCAGGCACCACCCGUCCACGGCGCCGUCAGACGAAGACGAGAAGCCGGUGAUUUGCACCGUGCAGUGCAUCGAGGAAGAGAGCGCCGCUAAUUCGGACAUCAUGCAGGUCGCCAUCAUGUCACCCAACAUGAACACGACCACCAACCUCUCCGAGCGGGACUACGGGGAGAGGAAGCGCCUGAAGAGGAGCUCUGUGUGGGACAUUUUCAUCAAAGUGGACGAGGAGGUGCAUUGCACCAUGUGCGACACCAAACUGAAAUACAGGAGCAGCACCACCAGCAUGAUGUACCACAUCAAAAACAAGCACCCCGACACUAUGCCCAAUGACGGCGGGUCAGUGGCAACACAUGCAGAGGUGACUGAACUCAUCUCCAGAAUGAUAGAGAAGGACAUGCUUCCCAUCAACGUGGUCAGUGGGGAUGGUUUUCGUGAGCUACUUGCAUACACUGUGCAUCAUUAUAAAAUCCCAUCUGCUGCUGAUAUCACACGCCUUAUUGAAGGCCACUUCCAUGAGAAAGUGGAGGAGCUUGUAGUGCAGCUGGGGAAAGUGGAGAAAUUGGCGCUCACUGCCGAUUUGUGGACGGCCCUCCCAUUUCAGCGGUACAUCACAGUCUUCUGUUCGUUCAUAACAGAGGACUGGCAGGGAAGGUCUGCUGUGCUGCAGACACACAAGCUGCCGUCAGACAGCCACACUACUACAGACAGUGUCACAGAGAGGCUCCUUAGCACGGUGCAGACCUGGGGUAUUGCUGGGAAAGUGACUGCGUGUAUUCAUAACAGCACACGGGGCGUCUCUGCACCCCGCGCGUUUGUCCGCGUCACCUGGGACUAUGCCACUUGCUUUGCCACUACACUGCAGUUAGCAGUCAGUGACGGGCUGAGUGAGGAUCUAGUCCGCAUCAUCGUUGCCGCGGGGAAACUAGUCAAGCACUUCAACCAAGGUCUGCUGGCGAGUGAUGCCUUGGAGCUGAAGCAAGUGCAGAUGUGCCUGCCACAGCACAAGCUUAUCCAGUCGUGCAAAGCUAGAUGGGACACCAUCUGCGAUAUGUUUGAACGGCUACUGGAGCAACGGUGGGCAAUUAAAGCUGUGCUCUCUGAUCGCACGAUCACUAACAGACAGGAAGCCCAAACCCUCGAGAUCGAAGAUGAUUGCUGGCAAAUAAUUGAGAAUUUUACGCCCGUGCUGGCGACGCUGAAAUGGGCAACAACAAUCAUAUCCGCAGAAACAGAAGUGUCCAUUUCAAACAUUUACCCAAUCACAUUCAGCCUCAUUCAGACGCACCUUGUGCCAAAAGAGAAUGAUGUUGAACAAGUCUCUGAGUUCAAGCUGAAGGUUCAGGAUUCACUUAGAAAUCACAUGGAGGUUGACUCUAACGACCUAGCGUCCAAACCAGCUCUGAUUGCCUCUAUGCUGGACCCUCGUCACAAACACCUCAGUUUCCUGACGCCAACAGGGAGACUGGCUGCAAAGGUUAAACUGCACGAACUGGUUUCAAAAUUAGACGUGAUAACUACGACUGUGGGCCCAAAGGAGGAACAGCAGGAGAUCCUGGUCACACCUGAAAUUAGCCAGGUGACAAUGCCCUCGCAACUGAGAAGUGACACCAAAAACACCAUGAUGUUGCUCCUAGGAGACAACUACAGUUCCUCCUAUGCCACAGACUCUGAAGCUCAGGUAGAUUACUACUUGAGAGACAUUGCUCCGUCACUGGACAUAAACCCUCUUGAAUGGUGGAGGUUGAAUGGGCCGAGAUUCCCCAAAUUGGCCACUCUGGCGAGGCACUAUUUGUGUGUACCUGGGGUAUCACUGCCGUCUCUAUUGUCAGAGGCCGGACAAUCAUUUGCAACAAUGCGUACUAGAUUGAGCCCAGAGCAUGUUGACAUGAUGAUCUUUGUAAACAGAAAUGCAUAACUUCCAUGACAGCACAUGAUGGAGGUUUACUCCAACUUCCCAUGCCAAUAAUAGUAAAAGGUUACAGAGGAGGAGGAGGAGGU
Messenger RNA from Anarrhichthys ocellatus (wolf-eel), 2543 nucleotides. RefSeq names its product zinc finger BED domain-containing protein 1-like. The record is from RefSeq and is a predicted model, not a curated record. Lineage: Eukaryota; Metazoa; Chordata; Actinopteri; Perciformes; Anarhichadidae. Gene Ontology annotation, molecular function: protein dimerization activity; DNA binding. The transcript has 2 exons. The coding region runs from base 412 to 2460 and encodes 682 amino acids.